UUGGAGAAAAAUGGCCGUACGUGAGGGAGCGAUUAUGUGAUGAUGGAUUUGAAAAUGCGUGUGGCGCGCGUGUGGUGGCGCGAUGAGUGUACGUGUGGGCUUGAGGGAACAACGUGGGGAUUAACCACAUUGAUGAGGAGCUGCUCAAGUGGUUGGCGUCUUCGUCCAAUAGUUGAGAACUCAUCAUACCACGGCUUAUCUAUCUUCAAAAUCUGAAUCUCUUCUAAAUUCUAAUUGCUUUUAAUUACUCAUCUCAUUUCUCACCAACCUUCUUUGACUCGCUCUACUCUAAUCUAAUGGCUUCUUCUAUUAAUAAUCACAAAGAAAAUUAUAUGUAAAUUAUUAUUUGCAGAGACGGAACGGAGGAGAGUUUCUCACACAGAAGGAAGCCAUGGACAGGCUCCUCUCCUCCUCUUCGUCUGCAACCUCUCCUUUUAAAUUCUAUUUCAAACCCGCUCCUUCCCUCCCUCGUUUUGACUCUACCAAACUCACCCUUCUCCCGUCUUCACCUCCCCAGUUAAGGCGCCUCACCUCGUUGUUCUGCAAAUCUCAAGCUUCUUCUCCUUCCUCCUCGUCAUUCUCUACUCCGUCAAAUAGUUUACAGGCUUUCUGUUUUUCGUCGUCUGCUUCUCCUUCUUCUUCCCCUCAUGGCUCUUCAAAUGAGUCGGUGCCUGAAUCUCAGAAUCUCAAACAGAUCUCAAAUGGGGCUUUUGAAAGAAGCAAGGCCACUAGUGCAGGGGUAUACAUUAUGCUUUCUGCGCUUGCUAUGAUCUUAAUUCAACCAAUUUUCGCACCUGCAGCUCUUGCAACUUUUCAAACUGCAGCUAGGACAGGUGGUCCUGCUGCUGCUGCUGCAGUUGGGGGAGCACUGAUCCAGACUGAACUACUAAGUAGUGCAUGGACCGGUUUCUUUGCUGGUUGCUUACACACUUUAUCAGGGCCGGACCAUCUUGCUGCUUUGGCUCCUCUUUCAAUUGGGUGUUCCAGGAUUGAAAGUGCAGCAGUUGGAGCCCUAUGGGGCUGUGGGCAUGAUGCUGGUCAGGUUAUUUUUGGAUUAAUAUUUCUGUUGCUCAAGGAUAAGCUUCAUAUUGAAAUUAUCCGAACUUGGGGAACAAGAGUUGUAGGCCUUACACUUCUUGUCAUUGGUGCUAUGGGCAUCAAGGAAGCUUCAGAAGUUGCUGCUCCAUGUGUUGCAUUAGAAAAUGGUGAGUGUGAUGUCGGGGUUUAUGAAGCAAUUCAAAGUCCUUCACUUGGUAAGAAGAGGAUUGGUUUUGCUACUUUUGCCACUGGAAUUGUCCACGGGUUGCAGCCAGAUGCGCUGAUGAUGGUCUUACCUGCUCUUGCUUUACCUUCUCGCUUGGCAGGUGCUGCCUUUCUGAUAAUGUUUUUGGUUGGGACUGUUGUGGCAAUGGGAAGUUACACAGUAUUCAUAGGAUCAUGUAGUCAGGCAUUAAAGGAUAGGAUUCCCAGAAUUACUGAGAAGCUGACGUGGGCGUCUUCCAUUGUAGCCAUUGCUCUUGGAUUCGCCAUCAUUAUCAGCCAGUUCUUUGGGUACAGCCUUUAUUGAAUUUUCUGACUUUUGUUUCAAUAUUCAUAUUUUGCGAGCUUCUCCUGGAGUGUUGGAAAGGAGAUCUUUAAGAGGGACCAACUUUAUCAGGGGCAUCAGCUUGUGCCGUUGAGAGUAAUCGAGUUUGCUAUCUUGCUUUACCUUAUAAAAGCUUACAAGUUUUAGUAUACAGAGGAAAGCCUUGUUUAUUUACAAUUCUUUUAUGGUAGAGAUCGGAUUUCUUAAUAGCCUUUACUUCACUUUUAUAAUGUAAGAUACUAAGAAUGAUGCAAUUUAACUUUUUACCCCCAACAA
Messenger RNA from Cannabis sativa, 1861 nucleotides. Its product is annotated as chloroplast protein FOR GROWTH AND FERTILITY 2. The record is from RefSeq and is a predicted model, not a curated record. The transcript is spliced from 2 exons. NCBI's taxonomy places the organism in Eukaryota, Viridiplantae, Streptophyta, Magnoliopsida, Rosales, Cannabaceae. The coding region runs from base 392 to 1567 and encodes 391 amino acids.